AUGAGAGGAACAAGAAGAGGACUUGGUGGACAUGCCCGAAUGACAGAAACUCGCAUACGCGCAAGUGAAGGGAGCACAUGGAGUGGUCCAACACCUCAGUCGCAACCUAGUAGGUGGACACGAAGGGUUGAGCAAAGUUCAUCAUCAGAUGACUCAACACAACCCCCAGAGAUGGUUUUGGGUACUGAGUUUCCUGAAAUUAGCAAUGCUCCAAAUACAAGUCUUGAGAACAAUGGAAAACUACCAAUGCGGAGGUGUCGUGGACCAGCUGGGUGCACUGAGUUUAUGAAGCUUCGUAAGCAUGGUCUCAUUCCUUUGAAGAUUAAUGAUGGUGAGAGGGCACCAUCAUGUGAGAAUGCGGUGUUCUUUACAACAAGGGUAACAUGGAUUAUCAAGCAUCAUGCAACUAUGGUUCAAAAUACUUGGGAUGUUGUAGAUACACAAGAAAAGGAGGAGCUAAUCAAUCGUGUCCGGGCUGAUUUCAUUCUUGAUUGGAGCAAAAGGAAUCAUCGCGAGAUGGUCGAGAAGAACCUUGGGAAGAAGUUCAAUGACUUUCACUACCAGCUUCAUAAAAUAUACUUGGGUUGUGCAACACACGAUGAGGCAUUAGUAAAAUCAACCUCGUUGGUGGAACCAGAUGUAUGGAAAAUAUUAUGUGGGAGAUGGGGCAGCGACGAAUUCAAGAAAAUAUCCAAUCAAAAUAAGGCUAAUAGGAAAAGGCAGAGUGUGAACCACACACCAGGCAGAAAAUCAUUUAUGAGGUUAAUACAAGAGAUGGGUCCAAGCUCAUCAAACUUGGUAAACUUCUAUAAAGAAACUAGAUGGUCAAAGAAGAAAGGGGCAUUUGUCACGCCCAUGACAGAAACACUCUAUAAUACGAUGAUUGAGAAGUUACAUGAGAUGGAGCCUGAGAAGCGCACAGAUGAAGCUGCAAAUAUUAUAUUUAGAGAUGUGCUAGGACAUAGAUCUGGUUAUGCAAGAGGACUUGGUGGUUCAGUUAUACCCGAGCCUAGACCAUCAUCUAUGUCGGCACAAGUUGAGCACCUAGCCCAAGAAAAUGAUAAACAUAAAAAUGAGGCAAUGAUGUACAAGACCGAAUUGGAUGACUUGAAAAGGGAAGUACGACAAUUACUGAUUUGGCAACAAUCAUAUGACCAGAGGAUGAACCUACCUGACAGUGAUUUUGAAAGUGUCUAA
This is a messenger RNA of Juglans microcarpa x Juglans regia, 1197 nucleotides long. RefSeq lists its product as uncharacterized. The record is from RefSeq and is a predicted model, not a curated record. Bases 1 to 1197 code for a protein of 398 amino acids. The transcript is spliced from 6 exons. NCBI's taxonomy places the organism in Eukaryota, Viridiplantae, Streptophyta, Magnoliopsida, Fagales, Juglandaceae.